GUGGGGGUGGGGGCGGCGGCGGGCGGCGGGAGGCGGGCCUGGGCGGUCUCCUCCCUCCGGGAUCCGGGCAGAAGCGGACACCUCGGGUCUGGGCUGGGGCGCUGCCGCCUCUCCCCCGCCGCGGGUCCCGAUGGCGGCCGAGCCGCUGACUGAGCUGGAGGCGGCCAUCGAGACAGUGGUCACCACCUUCUUCACCUUUGCAGGGCAGGAGGGCCGCAAGGGCAGCCUCAGCAUCAAUGAGUUUAAGGAACUGGUCACUCAGCAGCUGCCUCACUUGCUCAAGGAUGUGGACUCCUUAGAUGAGAAGAUGGAGAGCUUGGAUGUGAAUCAGGACUCCGAGCUCAAGUUCCAUGAGUACUGGAGACUGAUAGGGGAGCUGGCCAAGGAGAUCCGGAAGGAGAAGGCCCUGGAGAUCCGGAAGAAGUAAAGCCCCUGACCAGGAUGGGGCCAGGCUGGCCAGGCAAAACCCCACUCCCCCCCAAUAUAGCUUCCUCCUUGAAACACAAAUGUUUCUUGUUCCCACCCUACCCUGCUUUCUUCUCUUGAGAGGAGGUGGUCUGAGAGUGGGUCCAAAAAUUUUGAGCUCUUUGUAGACCAGGGAUGUUACUCAUCUUUGAAUAUCAUUCUGCAGCAUCAAGCACUGUACCGGGGAGGUGCUCAAUAAAUUAAUGGUUGAGGAGGGGCUCCUGGGUGGCUCUGUCA
Herpailurus yagouaroundi (jaguarundi) is the source of this 702-nucleotide messenger RNA. It is a transcript of the gene S100A13, whose product is annotated as S100 calcium binding protein A13. NCBI's taxonomy places the organism in Eukaryota, Metazoa, Chordata, Mammalia, Carnivora, Felidae. Gene Ontology annotation, molecular function: calcium-dependent protein binding; calcium ion binding. The coding region runs from base 131 to 427 and encodes 98 amino acids. The transcript has 3 exons. The record is from RefSeq and is a predicted model, not a curated record. Gene Ontology annotation, cellular component: perinuclear region of cytoplasm.